This is a messenger RNA of Quercus robur (English oak), 1728 nucleotides long. RefSeq names its product subtilisin-like protease SBT4.15. Gene Ontology annotation, molecular function: serine-type endopeptidase activity. The transcript is spliced from 6 exons. Bases 1 to 1728 code for a protein of 575 amino acids. Gene Ontology annotation, biological process: proteolysis. The record is from RefSeq and is a predicted model, not a curated record. NCBI's taxonomy places the organism in Eukaryota, Viridiplantae, Streptophyta, Magnoliopsida, Fagales, Fagaceae.
AUGUCUCAUUUAAUUUCCAAGCCAUUUACCAUUUUAUGCAGCAAGGUAAUAGGUGCAAGGUUCUACAACCACGGUUCCACCACUCCCCACCCAAAUCCAUCCCCAAUAGAUGAGGAAGGCCACGGCAGUCACACUUCGUCCACCAUAGCAGGUGCCUCGAUAGCAGGGGCAAGCUUAUACGGUUUAGCCAAAGGCACAGCUCGAGGUGGGGUUCCAUCAGCACGCAUUGCAAUGUACAAGGUGUGUUGGGCCGAUGGUUGCAGUGAUAUAGACCUUCUGGCUGGACUAGAUGAUGCCAUUGAUGAUGGAGUUGACUUGAUAUCAAUAUCCAUCGGAGGGGAUUCGACAAGCUAUUUUAACAGUCCCAUUGCGAUCGGUGCCUUUCAUGCAAUGAAGAGGGGGAUUUUGACAACAUGUUCAGCUGGGAAUAACGGCCCAUAUUUGUAUUCUGUGCAAAACACAGCUCCUUGGAUAUUGACUGUUGGCGCUUCUGGCAUGGAUAGGCAGUUUAGGACUCUGGUUAAAGUUGGAAAUGGCAUAAAAACUGCUGGAUUUUCCAUCAACACGUUUUCACCAAAUAAACGGAUGUACCCUCUAACCACUGCGGUAAAAGCAGCCAAUAGAAGUUUAGAACAAGAUCACUCUCCUUGGUUAUGUGAUGAUGGGAGUUUGGACGUAAAUAAGGUCAAGGGAAAGAUUGUGCUAUGCAAAGAAGGACUAAUUCAAGAUUACGUUAAGCAAAUAGGUGGGUUGGGGGCUCUUGUAUCUCUCCAACAGCAGACAGAUACAGGGUUUACAUUUACCAUCCCUGCUGCCUUCAUUGAUGCUAAUGUUGGUGACAAAAUUGAAAUAUAUGUCAACUCAACCAGAGCCCCUCAAGCUGUCAUAUACAAGUCUAUAGCAGUCCACAAUGCCGCUACACCCUUUGUGGCUUCCUUUUCAUCUCGAGGCCCGAACACGAUCUCUUCCACCAUAAUUAAGCCGGAUAUUGUGGCACCUGGAAUAGAUAUUCUCGCUGCUUACUCUAAACUUUCAUCAGUGACUGGGGAUCUUGAAGACAACCGAUUUGAUGUGUAUAAUAUAAUUUCUGGAACAUCAAUGGCUUGCCCUCAUGUGGCAGCUGCCGCUGCCUAUGUCAAAUCAUUCCACCCUAAUUGGUCUCCUGCUGCAAUCAAAUCGGCCUUAAUGACAACUGCAUCUGAAUUGAAAAUCAAAGAUGUCCAAGCUGAGUUAGCCUACGGGGCCGGCCAAAUUGACCCAGUUAGAGCACUGCAUCCCGGUUUGAUCUAUGACGUGUCAAAGUCCGACUACAUCCACUUCCUAUGUAAUGAGGGUUACUCCGGGACAGCACUAAAAGUGUUCACUGAAGAGAAAACAAAUUGCUCAAGUAUCCCUGACAUUGGAGGACAUGAUGCCCUAAAUUACCCAUCCAUGUAUUUGCAACUUAAUAGCGCUAACUCUAGUAUAUCAGCCAUCUUUCAUAGGACAGUUACAAAUGUUGGCUUGGAAAAAGGUAUAUACAAGGCAAUUGUCAAGGCACCAGCAACUCUCAAGGUCACUGUUGUUCCGAAAGAACUAGCUUUUAGUCACUUGUACGAGAAAAAAUCUUUCAUGGUUGUGAUAAAGGGGCCACCAUUGAACAAUAUUUCCAGUUUAUCAGCAUCACUGGAAUGGAAUGACGGUAAACACAGAGUUAAGAGCCCUAUACACAUUUUUUUGGACAUAUAG